Messenger RNA from Calypte anna (Anna's hummingbird), 1425 nucleotides. It is a transcript of the gene TFAP2D, whose product is annotated as transcription factor AP-2 delta. NCBI's taxonomy places the organism in Eukaryota, Metazoa, Chordata, Aves, Apodiformes, Trochilidae. Gene Ontology annotation, cellular component: nucleus. Gene Ontology annotation, molecular function: DNA-binding transcription factor activity, RNA polymerase II-specific; RNA polymerase II transcription regulatory region sequence-specific DNA binding. The transcript is spliced from 8 exons. The record is from RefSeq and is a predicted model, not a curated record. Gene Ontology annotation, biological process: regulation of transcription by RNA polymerase II; anatomical structure development; regulation of cell population proliferation. Bases 19 to 1377 code for a protein of 452 amino acids.
UUUUCGGAGAACCAAAAAAUGUCAACUACCUUUCCAGGUCUCGUCCACGAUGCAGAGAUACGUCACGACGGAUCAAACAGUUACCGUUUGAUGCAGCUUGGAUGCCUGGAGUCUGUGGCCAACUCGACUGUCGCCUAUUCCUCCUCAUCUCCACUCACUUACUCUACCACGGGCACCGAGUUCGCCUCCCCGUACUUCUCCACUAACCACCAGUACACCCCACUGCACCACCAGUCCUUUCACUACGAGUUCCAACACAGCCACCCGGCAGUCAACCCCGACGCUUACUCCUUGAACUCUCUCCAUCACUCCCAGCAAUACUACCAGCAGAUCCACCAUGGGGAACCCACUGAUUUUAUCAACCUCCACAAUGCACGGGCGCUUAAGUCCUCUUGCUUGGACGAGCAGAGGAGAGAGCUGGGGUGCUUAGAUGCUUACCGCCGCCACGACCUGUCUCUUAUGAGCCAUGGAUCCCAGUAUGGGAUGCAUCCAGAUCAAAGACUCCUGCCAGGACCAAGCCUCGGGCUUGCAGCCUCGGGAGCAGACGAUUUGCAGAGCUCAGUGGAGGCCCAGUGUGGACUUGUACUGAACGGGCAAGGAGGUGUGAUAAGAAGAGGUGGCACCUGUGUUGUUAACCCCACCGACCUGUUCUGCUCUGUUCCUGGUCGUUUGUCUCUGCUCAGCUCCACCUCGAAGUACAAAGUGACCAUUGCAGAGGUGAAGAGGCGCCUUUCACCACCAGAAUGCCUCAAUGCUUCCCUCCUAGGAGGUAUUUUGAGAAGAGCAAAAUCCAAGAAUGGAGGACGCUGCUUGCGAGAAAAAUUAGACAGACUGGGACUGAAUUUGCCUGCAGGAAGAAGAAAAGCAGCAAAUGUCACACUCCUGACUUCCUUGGUAGAAGGGGAAGCAUUACACUUGGCCAGGGAUUUUGGCUACACCUGUGAAACAGAGUUCCCUGCCAAGGCAGUAGGUGAGCACAUUGCCAGACAGCACAUGGAACAGAAAGAGCAGACAGCGAGGAAAAAGAUGAUCCUAGCGACAAAACAAAUAUGUAAAGAAUUCCAAGAUCUUCUAAGUCAAGACAGAUCACCCCUCGGAUCCUCCAGACCAACUCCAAUAUUAGACCUCGACAUCCAGAGACAUUUAACACAUUUCAGUUUGAUCACUCACGGUUUUGGAACUCCUGCAAUAUGUGCUGCCCUAAGCACUUUCCAAACUGUUCUCAGUGAAAUGCUGAACUACUUGGAAAAGCACACGUCGCACAAAAACGGAGGAGCGGCAGAAUCCGGCCAAGGACACGCCAACUCGGAGAAAGCCCCCCUGCGGAAAACUUCAGAGGCUGCUGUGAAAGAGGGCAAAACAGAAAAGACAGACUAGCUACAUCAAACAGAAUCUAUUUCCAGAGAGUCUUGCUGCUGAUAUUUU